Messenger RNA from Sitophilus oryzae (rice weevil), 628 nucleotides. RefSeq lists its product as uncharacterized. Lineage: Eukaryota; Metazoa; Arthropoda; Insecta; Coleoptera; Curculionidae. The record is from RefSeq and is a predicted model, not a curated record. The transcript has 2 exons. Bases 99 to 503 code for a protein of 134 amino acids.
UUUCCCAUAUCGUAUAACAGUAGAGUAGUAAAAGCUAAUUGGUAAAAGAUUCUGUCUAUUUCCUCCAUUUAUAAUAAGCAUUUUAACGGAGAAAAAAAAUGGAAAAACUAGCAAGCCGUGCUUUACUCAAAACAAUUACAAUACUGUUUUUAAUAUUCGUCAUUUUUACUUGUUUAGUCAACUGUGGACGUAGAACUUCGUCAGUAUCGCUGCAGCAUCCUGUUGCAUCAUCCCGACAGGUACGAUCUAUAGAAGUUGAAGUACUUGCAGCACCAUUUCAAGACUUUUGUUGGAGCAUCCUGUCAUUUAUUGGAGAAAAUUUGAAAACAAUCCAAACAUCAAUUCUAAACGCAAUUAUGUUCAUCCUUGUAGGAACCUUUAAUGGAAUCUGGGCUAUUCUGGGUGUGGACGCCAUUCUAAUGUGGUUUCGCCAGUGUUUGAUACCCCGUUUACUCGUUAUAAUUGUUCCAUCCAUUUCAGGUCUCAUUGUGCCACAAUGUUAAAGUAUAGAUGUAGUAUUCAUUUAAUUAUUGAAAUGUAAAAAAAAUAAAGAAUAAAGAAAUCAGUGUCUAUAGGGUUGUUCACCACAUACGACACGGAGCAUUGCAGCUAAACGUUUAGAUUUUUA